This is a messenger RNA of Pseudomyrmex gracilis, 3340 nucleotides long. RefSeq lists its product as uncharacterized. The record is from RefSeq and is a predicted model, not a curated record. The coding region runs from base 328 to 1674 and encodes 448 amino acids. NCBI's taxonomy places the organism in Eukaryota, Metazoa, Arthropoda, Insecta, Hymenoptera, Formicidae. The transcript is spliced from 10 exons.
UAUGACAGGCUAACGACCGCGCACGUAGUGUUUCGGUAUCUCAUAUGGCGAAUAUUAGGAGGUACCGGAACGACGUCAAUAACAGCGAUCAUGAUCUUACAGAAUAAUCGAUAAGUUUGUUUCCGCGAAUCUCAACUUUAGUUAGAAAAAAUGACAGAUUCGCACUGUAUCAGUGCAUCAACAACACUCAAUCCGCCACGAGAUCGUGUCACAUUUAUCGUAUUUCUCAAUGAAUAUCGAUUUUUUUCUCUUUGUACUGGGUGUUUUUAAAUACCUGAAGCAAGGAUGAAUUCUGUCAGACAAUUUGCGGUGUAACAGAAUUCAGCUAUGGCUGAAGGUGGAACCGAGCCAAAGUCUAUUGACGGUCAGAUCUCGAGGAGUCAGUUAGAUAUAAACGAAUGCCUUGGUAACUGGUUGAUGUACUUACAGAUGCUUAAUGGCCUAUGUACAGCUGGUACUAAAUUGGCCCAAUCUCUACAAGCACUUCUGUCUGUACACGACACAGUGGCUCAGUGUCGGUUGACAGGUCAAUGCUUGGCUGGAUGGGAAGAGUUGACAAGAGCUACUCACAUAGCUAGCAAUACUGUUAAAAAUCAUGUGAUCACUGCUCUGAGAGAUCAUGAAUCACGUGACAAUGAGGGGGACAAGCAUGAUAUUCUCAGAGAGAAUCUCUUGACAUUUAUAAACUUACAAUAUCAGUUCUGCGUUGCUUGUUGUGAGUGUCUAGGUGGCAUGGCAGAAUGUUCAUGCUCUCAGAGCGGAAGCGGCGAGUGCGACAUCGCCGCGCUUCAACAAUGCUUUGAGCGUCUUUACAGUUCACCUGUACUGCCAGUGUCCACUUUGUCCACGCAACAGUCCAUGCAGAAUUGUCGGAGAUCCCCAUUGCCGUAUUCGUUGUUUCCUCUGCAGGUUCAGAGACGAUGGUCAGAAACGGCAGCGGCGGAAAUGUCGGGCGAGUCCGCCGAGAGCACGAUGAGACGUUGGUCGAUGCCCUGGGAUUGCAAACACGUGAUAGAGUGGCCGCGUCAGGACGCCAGGUCGAGAUUGAGAGUGCCCCAGCAGGAUCGCAGCAGAUCGACCACGCCAGAUUCAGUGUGGAAAACAUCCACAAUGGCUAGUCAGGAUGGUCUCCAAGAGGCUAUUCAGUUGUUGUCUUGCAAGCCAGGAGUUCGGCCAUCGAAUCAACUCUCGGCGUAUACUAGUCAGCAUAUUCCGGGCGUCACUUUGACGACCUGCAAUUUCGACUCGAAUUAUGACUCCGCCAUUUGGACGGGGUCGCGUAGAAUAGGCUCACCUAGAUGCUGGCCGCAGGACUCUAGCGAUCAUUCCGAUCAUUCUGGGCAUCGCGAUAGCGAUCAUAGUGUUCACAGCGGUGAGCAUAGAGAUUCUGAACAAAGUGGCGCAAGCGGCAGUCACGGCGAUAGCAAAGAUAGCAUUCAUUCUCAUUGCGAUCACAGAGAAACCGAAACCGGUACAGUGGACACGUUGCCAUCUCGCAAGAGUAGUUCAUCGACCGAUUCCUGCAUUUCGGCGCACAGCCGAUCGGGUUCGGAAAGUGCAGGUGGCGGGGAGUGCGCGAGGUCGCAAUUAUACUCGAUGUGGAGCGGCGGCGAUCUGUCUUUCAUCAAGUUGCCAGAGAGCAACGAGAUACAAGAUGAACAUCCACCCACUUAAAUAUCUGCCACUUCUACGUCUAAAAUUUUUAUUCGAAACGAAGUUUGAUUACCUUUGGAUUACGGCCAUAAAAUUCUUUCUUUGAGAUUAUCCGAGAUAUUUACAUUGUACUCUUUAUACAAUAACACGCAGAAAAAAAACACGCGUCUGUAAAAAUAUUGUUAUUCUAUACACCUCGGAAAGUUACUGAAAAAACAUCAAGCAGUUUUCGAAUGCAAAUGAUUCAGUGAAUCCAAAGGUGAAUCGUUGCCACGAUAAAAGUUGUUGACUCGUGAGUUUUACUAUAAAUGAUUCGACCAAUGUUAUUCGUGAUGUAUACAUGUUUGAUAUUUGUGAGCGCGUUUUAUGACCGCGCGAGUUAGUAACAUAUGCAUAUUGAGUGUGCAAUUAAUGAUAGAAAAAAAAAAUAUAUAAAGACCGUUAUACAGGGUACUCAUUUCGUAAUAUUUAUAUCAAUAACACACACAUACAAAUCUCGUGAGAUUCUAUGUAAUAUAUAUACUAUAUAUAUAUAGAUAUAUAUAGAUAUAUAUAUAUAUACGUAUAUCUAUACGCGUUGUUCGUACAAGGACUGCGCAUAGCGAGCGCGCGUGCUGCAUUUAGGGUAAAAUUUCUCUAUUUAUUUGAUAAAUAUUACGAAGUGAAGCUCCGCUUGUGUUUAAAAAUGAACUCUCUGUACGUUGUUACGAUAUUUAUAUGUACAAAUAUGUAUGCAUGAUCCAUUUGAACAGCAUCGUUCUCAUUUGUAAGAAUUAUACGCAACUCGUCGAAUCUCUUGAAGAGGUUAUUUUUUCAAAAAGCGCGUGCACAUAUAAUCGUUAUUCUUAUUGGUUUUUGUAUCCGAUUUUCAGCGCUCCGAGAGUGUUACUUUGAAUACACCUCGUUAAAUUAUUCAAUAAAUCCUAAAGCAUAUCACAUUCCACUCGAAACAAUUGCGAAUUUUACAUUGCCCUUAAAACUAAAGUAUUACAAAUGCGCGUACACACUGAUAUAUACUAUCCAUUAAUUAUAGACAUACAAUACCGUUCAUAAAUUUCCGAACAACAUCUACAUAUCCCACGUUGUAUACAUAGAGUUUACUACAUAAAUAAACGUCAAGUUAAAACACACAAACACACGUGUCAAUCUACUUUAAAAUAAAAUUGUUACAUUUUUUUAAAUGCGUACUUGUUAUAAAAUAUAAUGGCCGCGUUCAGCAGAAUUGAGCGCUUUGUGAUUAUUGCGUUUUACUUUCACAUUUGAAAAUACUGAAAACAACAGACCGCAGACAAUAAGCACUGAAUUUGCUUGACAAAAAAGCGCUGAAUUUUGCUGAACACGGCUAAUUUUUCGAAUAUUUAUUAGUGUCUUAUGAGUGACACGAUUGAAAUGUGCUUCGGAAUUACUGUGCUGUACAUCGUUUUACAAUGUCCGGAAAUUUAUCAACAAUAUUGUAAAAUUGCGUGAGUUUCUUUUAUAUGAAAUAAUAUGAACUUCGAGAAAAACUUCUUAUACAUCAAAAAUAAUUUCAGCGUCGUAAUCGAGAGCGAUUUAAUGUAUGUACAACUUUAACUUAUGGCACAGACGCGAUAAUAAAACUUCUCAUUAAUAUUCCAUAACUUAACGAUAGAGCACAUACUAAUAAAAAAAAAAAAAAAAUUAAAAAAAAAACGAAACGACUAUACGA